AUGCUGCUUACAAGGGAAGAGCUCGACAAAUCAUCGCAUCCAGAUCCCCAGGUGGCAGAGUACUACGCCAAGAACCCUGCCCAAGCACAUGAGAAUGAUCCUCUUGUCGUCCGCGCAGGCAUGGCCGCCUAUACCGAAGCAGUCCUCUCCAAGCUAGGCGGCUCACCCACCGGACAGACGGUAUUCUACCAUGACAUCCCCAUGCGCGAUGAUUUCUCCAGUACAUUGAAGAUCUUCAAGCCUACGGACGAUCGACCUCCCGGGGCCCUGAUCGUUCUCUGCUUCGGCGGCGGCUUUAUAGCAGGAAGCAAAGACCAACUCACCGAAAUUGCCAGAACGCUCGUUCAUCUCUUCGGGGCCACGGUCGUGAACAUCUCCUACCGCCUCGCACCUGAAUGGAAAUUCCCAUAUGCACAGCUCGACGCAUGGGAUAGCAUGAAAUGGAUUGCCGAGAACGCCACUGGUGAGCUUCUAUCCGCUGACCCGAGGAACGGAUUCCUGCUGGGCGGCGUGUCAGCAGGUGGCGCCAUCACAGCUUGUCUCUCCCGGAAGUUCCAGGAAGAACCGCUGAAGUGGCCGUUGACAGGACAGUGGUUGUGCGUACCAAGUCUGAUGCAUAAGGAUAUCUGUCCGGAGAAGUACCGGGAGCUUUUCAUCUCGCAUGAUCAGAACGCGAGUGCGCCCGGCUUGACGAGGGAGAGCAGGGAGAUGAUGAGAGAGGCCGCGCAGUGGGAUGCUAGCAGUGACUUGAGGUAUGCGGUGAAUAGUGCCACGCCGUUGAGUGGACAGCCGAGAGCAUUCUUCCAGGUUGACGGGAUGGAUCCGUUGAGGGAUGAUGCGCUGAUAUAUGACGAGAUGUUGAAGGAGGCCGGAGUCGAGACAAAGUUUGACUUUUAUCUAGGAUGUCCGCAUGCGCAUUGGUUCACAAUGAGGGGGAUGGAGAUUGGAGAUCGCGCGAGGGUGGAUUGUGUGGAGGGGUUUGGAUGGUUGCUGCGAGAAGAGAUCAAGAGGGAGAGGAUUGUGGAGGUGCUGGGGAUCAAGACGUGGUGGUGA
Messenger RNA from Fulvia fulva, 1053 nucleotides. RefSeq names its product AB hydrolase superfamily protein. NCBI's taxonomy places the organism in Eukaryota, Fungi, Ascomycota, Dothideomycetes, Mycosphaerellales, Mycosphaerellaceae. Gene Ontology annotation, molecular function: hydrolase activity. The record is from RefSeq and is a predicted model, not a curated record. Bases 1 to 1053 code for a protein of 350 amino acids. The transcript is spliced from 2 exons.